Molecule: messenger RNA, 2736 nt
Organism: Cylindrotheca closterium
Lineage: Eukaryota; Bacillariophyta; Bacillariophyceae; Bacillariales; Bacillariaceae
Source: the annotation of a GenBank genome assembly
AUGAGCAAAAGUGGUAAAAGGAGCGAUGCAAAGGCUUCGCAGUCAAAAAGCAAGAGUAGACGAGGAAAUAAGUCGAACAGCAGGACAUCCACAAUAAGCGAUGAAACCAAUGGACGACAGCAGAGUGCUGUUAUGCCUGAACUUGGAGAGAAACUUCGUCGCAUUAACGCUGAUCAAAACGGCAACAAUGUAAUGAGCAUAUCUCAUUCGCUACCGAGACGGAGUCAUCGAGGGUCAUCCAGUCGCAAAUCCUACGAAAACCCUUCUUCGUCUGUCAUGAAUAAGGAAUUGGAAAACAAAAUGGAACGAAUGCAGCGUGGUGGUUCAGGAUCGACAUCAGGAAGAAGACAAGAAGCCAGCCGACAGCAAUCGAGACGGAGCUCAUCGUCGACGAAAUCCGAUGGAAGAAGUAGAAGGCAUUCUCGUCCAACCGAUGCUGCAGAUACUCCUCAUAGAAGAGGACAUAAUGGCCGUAGAACGAGGCCAAGACAACAGUCUUCAUCGUCAGAUUUAUAUUUGAAACCGAGGGUGGGUUCCGACUCAAACUUAGGCGAUGACGAGACUGCAGCUUCUUCAUCAUCCUUCAAUGAAGGGUCCCUUCCGGAUCUGGCUAUCAUUCCUUCUGAAGGUCCUUCUACCCAGCACAGUACCUCCCAAGAAUCAACAUCCCAAGGCAUAGCAUCCGUUGGCACUUUCCCUGGUGCUUUUCGAGUGAGUAACGUGGGGGAGGUCGGUGUUCCGUCUUCUUCCUUGGACGAAACCAUUCACGGAGACGAGGACGAGGACAGCGAUAUUCAGACGAACUCGAUCUCUACAGGCACUACUACUACGACCACUGGUACAACAAUUAGACCUGGCGAUGGCGCAUCACCCCGGUCCGGUACCAUCAACACACACAGCAGAUCCCAUACUACUUCAAGAAUGAACCGAUCUGCCUUACGAUCAGUAUCGGAAGAACAAGGAACUAUGGUCGAAGCAGUUGCAGCUCGGGAUCAUGAAGACGAGUUAGAAGAGGCAAGACAACGAGGGCGGGAAGAAGCACUCGAAGAAGUGACUAGUAGUCGUACCCAUCACACUGCUGAGAUUGCCGUUGCUAUGCCAACAGAUGAUGACGACGACGAUGCUGAAGGGGAGAGCAAAGACGAUGGAAAAAGGAAAAGCCGAAAUGCAUUUUGCCGCGCUCUUAUUUGUCUUGGAAUGUUGUUGAUCCUAUCGAUUGUUGUCACUACAGUCGUGUUGCCGAUACUUCAUAGGUCGAAACCAGAGGUUUCUUCACAACUUGAUGAAAAUGAAGAGUCAAACGCUAAAGUCGUUGUUGUCUACACACCGCCGACGCAAGAGGAAUGCGAAGCGAUCGCCACAGGUAUCAUUUUGGAUGAUCAAUUAUCAUUGGUUCAUAAGUCUUUUUACAUCCAUUACGAUAUCACACUUGCAUCCGACGAAGAUCUUGCUCCUCUAUUCAAUGCCAUGAUGCGGCAUAUCCAAGAAAAUCUUAUACCGAUCAUGGCAGGUUGUGGAGCAACUGAUUUUCUCGGCACACCCAUCGCCUUGGACGAUGGUCUCAAGAAUGCAACGAACGCCAUUGUAAACGGGAAGGUAGCAAAAGAAUCGGAAGCGUCCUGCAGCAGUGAUGGCUCAAGUGACAAUUGUCGCAGCUACGUCCUCCUCUUGGAUCUGUACUUGAACGAAGAAAAAACCAGUUCGAGUCUGAUUGAGGUGAUACGAGAUUCUGUCAAUGGCGAAGAACUAGCGGAAGCACUUGGAUUUCAAUUUCCCGGUGUGGAUAUGGAGGUAAAUGUUCCUCUGAUCGUGCCAACAAUAGACGCAACCGUAGUGCCUAGUACUUCUUAUGAUCUUGUGACAGCUGUCCCAACACAAGCACCUACACGCCAUCCACAUCAUUUCGAGCCAUCGCGAUUUGUAUCGAGAACUGUCUCACCAACAAUGGGACUGCCAGUCACGAGCCCAGGAACCACUUCUAGCCCAAGCAUGAUGCCAAUAUCUCCAUCAUUGCUAUCUUUUGAGCCAACCAAAGGCAAUGGCCAAAGCAGUAGCUCAACGAAUGAGCCAAGUCGAGCUACCACAACCCCUCCAAUGCAAAUGGUCACUCCAAGCCCAUCAGAUGAUUUGAGCAACACGCUUACUGCAAGUCCAACGAGAAGACCGACAUCCCCAUCAACAUCACUACCAACACCGCCACCUACAUUAGUGGGUUCGAAACCAACGAAAGCACCGACAAGGCAUCCUACAAGAAGUCCAACACGAAGCCCGACUCUAUCGCCUAGUAUGAUAGUCACAACCAUUGCUCCCACGCCUGAAAUUAGCAAGUCACCAACAGAGUCCCCAAGCUCUAGCCCAAGCUUGAGUACUACUCCUGCUCCAACCAAAAAACCAACUCUGGCACCCACAAACGUCCCAAGUUCGAUUCCAAGCAAGCUUUCUACAUCUGCGCCAUCGGUGCUCCCAUCCAAGGCGCCCACUCUGGCGCCCACAACAACCGCUGGUAGUGGUGGUGGGGCCUGGUGUUGCUCCCAAAGCUACAAGACUUGCGACAUUACACAUGGAGCGUGCAAUGUCAAUCAAUUUGCAUGCGAAGACAGUUGUCUCGGCACUUGGAUACAAGAGAAUUCCUGCACUGGACUGGCACGGUGGUCCGAGUGCACCAAUGAUGUGACUGGAUGUUGUGCCCCGGCCGUGUGUACCAAUCAAGGACCAACCUACAAACAAUGCCUAUAG